CAACUACAAGUAUUUGUAUCGUUAUUGAUGUACAGCUAUGCCGACGCGGCCCAGUAUCGCACGUUCGCUGUCUACACUCUCUGCCUCCAGCGCUGAUAGAGAGUUCUUCAACGAGCCGUACAAUCCGCUCUACAACCCGUUCAAUGCCAAGCCGAUUCUUGUUCACCAACGUAAUACUCGGAGCAAAGCCUUUGGUGCAAGACCCUUUCUGGGGCCACUACUUUUCGAUAACAAUGACAGUGAUGCGAGAGACCACUGCGCUGCUGAACGAACUUUCCUCUCCUGGCUCCGCCUAGCAGUCUACAUGGCCAUAGUCAGCAUCGCCAUUCUCAUAUCCUUCCAUCUCCACAACCAACCCUCGAAACUCGAACGCAAGAUCGCCCUCCCCUUCGGCCUACUCUUCUGGUGUCUGGCGGUCGCUUGUCUCGUCUCCGGUCUCAACAACUACAUCAAAACUGUCAAUCGAUAUUCACGAAGGCAGGCGUUGGUUCAGAGUGGUUGGGGCACGCAAGUUAUGUUCACAGUUGUGGCAUGCGCGAUUGUGGCGGCUUGUGUAUUGUUUUUGAGUAUUAAUGUCGAGGGUGGGAAGAGAGGAAGCGAGAAGGCUGUUCUAUUUGGUGGGCUGUGGUAAGGCUAGCGGAGGAAAACCGGAAGUGCGAUGACACGAAGAUAUGACUUAUGAUUAGCAGCAAGUGGUGGCGCAGUGUUUGUAGAGAUGUUAUAUUGUUAAGUAUUGACAGGGCCUGCUAGCCCGUGCAGCAGUCGAACUCCGGCUGUGAUGCGGUGCGUGUGCCGGACUGCGGAGGUACAGCAUAUACGCUGUCACCUCUAUCUGUGCAUGUGUCGACAUCGAGCCUGCCGAACGAUGCCAUAGUUUUAUCGGUCAGCUCGUCCACCUUGACCUUUCCGAUGCCAGGUCAUUCGGAGAUCUGGCUCAACUCGGCCGCUUCAAUGCUGUUUCCGCUGCCAUUGGUGACCAAAACAGAAGA
Molecule: messenger RNA, 989 nt
Organism: Cercospora beticola
Lineage: Eukaryota; Fungi; Ascomycota; Dothideomycetes; Mycosphaerellales; Mycosphaerellaceae
Product: DUF202 domain-containing protein
Source: RefSeq, a predicted model, not a curated record